Ceratitis capitata (Mediterranean fruit fly) is the source of this 3213-nucleotide messenger RNA. It is a transcript of the gene pins, whose product is annotated as G-protein-signaling modulator 2. The record is from RefSeq and is a predicted model, not a curated record. Lineage: Eukaryota; Metazoa; Arthropoda; Insecta; Diptera; Tephritidae. The coding region runs from base 219 to 2264 and encodes 681 amino acids. Gene Ontology annotation, molecular function: GTPase regulator activity; protein binding. The transcript has 3 exons.
UUGUAAAAUCUUAAUGCAAGUGAUGUUGAAAAAUUCAAUAAAGCGAAAUAAAUUCAAUACUUUAGAAAAUUAGAACCAUUCCGUCGGUUUUAUGAUUUAUGAUUAUAAAAAGCUGCUGAAAUAAUGAUAAGAUUUAUAUAGCCAUUUAAUAUAGAGUUAAAUUUAGAUAUCAGGUGUGUGAAAUAUUUCUAAAAGUGAAGAAGUGGUAAGGACAAAUCAUGUCCUCAUUAUCAGCUUCCGCAGAAAAUGUGUCUAGUGCUGCAGGUGGUGCAGGCUUGGACCAAGGUGCGGCAGCUUCAGAUGGAAGCUCGAGCAUGUGCUUGGAACUGGCACUAGAAGGGGAACGUCUUUGUAAAUCUGGUGACUGCCGUUCAGGUGUGGCAUUCUUCCAAGCAGCCAUUCAAGCGGGUACAAACGAUCUUCGCACUUUAUCCGCAAUUUACUCGCAGUUGGGCAAUGCAUAUUUUUAUUUGGGCGACUAUGCGAAAGCCAUGCAGUAUCACAAACUUGAUCUCACACUAGCGCGUAGUAUGAAUGACAAAUUGGGCGAAGCUAAAUCGUCGGGAAAUUUGGGAAACACCUUGAAAGUUAUGGGACGUUUCAAUGAAGCAGCCAUGUGUUGCGAUCGUCAUUUGACAUUAGCCCGGCAACUUGGAGAUAAGCUUUCCGAAGGGCGUGCUCUGUACAAUUUGGGUAACGUAUAUCAUGCUAAAGGAAAACAUAUGGGUCAGGGUAAUCCUGGUGACUACGGCGAUGAGGUACGUGAAGCACUGAGUAAAGCUGUUGAAUUUUAUCAAGAAAAUCUGAAACUUAUGAAAGAAUUGGGAGAUCGUAGUGCUCAGGGUCGAGCAUGUGGAAAUUUAGGAAAUACUUAUUAUUUACUUGGCAAUUUCCAAGCUGCUAUUGAACACCACCAAGAAAGGCUUUGUAUUGCUCGUGAAUUCGGCGAUCGUUCGGCUGAGCGUCGUGCGAAUAGUAAUUUGGGAAACUCUCAUAUCUUUCUGGGACAGUUUGAGGAAGCGGCCGAACAUUACAAGCGAACAUUAUCAUUGGCUAUUGAACUUGGAGAACGUGAAGUAGAGGCACAAGCUUGCUAUAGCCUUGGAAAUACUUACACUCUGCUGAGGGAGUUUUUAACAGCAAUUGAAUACCAUCAUCGCCAUUUAUCAAUUGCACAAGAAUUAGGUGAUCGAGUUGGAGAAGCGAGGGCUUGUUGGUCUCUUGGUAAUGCUCAUUCGGCGAUCGGCAAUCAUGAGAAGGCUCUCCUGUAUGCCGAAUCACAUUUAAACCUAGCCGUUGAAUUACAAGAUCCUGUUGGGGAAAGCACAGCCAGGGUUAAUAUAUCUGACUUACGCAAGCUACUCGGUCUGCCAGAUUCACCAAUCGGUUGUGAAGAACGUUCAAUUGCCUCAGAUAUUUCAGCAGGCAUUGAACAACGGUCCGAUAGCUCUGGUAGCUCACAUGGUCGCAUGAUACGUGUAAGACGCCAAAGUAUGGAGCAGUUAGAUUUAAUUAAAAUCACUCCAGAUGGCAAACAAGCACAUCAAGUUAACGCUACCGGUGACAUUCAAAAAGGUGCUAAACCCAAAGUUCAAGACGAAGACUUUUUCGAACUCCUAUCACGAUCCCAAUCUAAACGAAUGGAUGAUCAGAGAUGCUCAAUUAAAAUUGCUAAAAAUCUAACAAAUACGUCAAUGCCAUUGGCAGGAGCAACACCCUCGCUAACCUCUAGUACGGGUGCUACUCGAAAGCCUUUAACACAACAAAAUUCCAUAUCUAGUGGCAGUAGCACUGAUGGCAACGUUGCUGUUGGCGUUAAGUCCUUCAAUAAUAUUAAUGCCGCUUCUGGCGGCAACUCCGGUCAUGGUCAGUUAGCACGAAGUGCAACAACUACUCAACAACCGGAUGAUGAUUUCUUAGACAUGUUGGUGCGAUGUCAGGGUUCACGUUUAGAGGAACAACGCUCUGAAUUGCCAAGAGCCAAUAUUACAAUGGACGCUGAGGCACCAAUUCAACCAGAAGCUCCUAGUGGUCGAACUGGUGCCGGAGGAGUUGGUGGCAACAGUAGCGCUGGUGGAACGACUGUACCCGAUGAGGACUUUUUCUCACUAAUAAUGAAGGUACAGAGUGGACGUAUGGAGGAUCAAAGAGCAGCUAUACCAGGUUUUGGCGGAUUUCCUCAACGUAACACAGGCAAUGGCGCCGCAACAGGGGGUACAGGUAUCAAUACCAACAACAAUACUAAUAAUCAAAAUAAGAAGUGAAAGCUUACAAAUAUUAGGUAGAUUUGUUCAAGUACAUUUGGUGCAGAGAGUUAUACGUAAAAUAACAUUUUCAAUUCAUUUACUUUGACUCUUAAAUAUCUUUGGUAUAUCUAAGUUUUUUACAAAAAUUUUGUAUUCUAUAGCAUUAAUCUUAUAAUUUUAUAAACAUUUUAACACGUCAAAUGUGCAUAAAUAUUACGAAACUAUCCGCCAAAUAUUUUACCAAUAUCUAUCACUUCAAAUUUACCAAUUCUUUUAAUCCACUUUAUAAUAAAUGAACGUUAUUUAUUAGUGAAUGAAGCACAAUGCAAAAAUAAUAUAUAGUAUUACCCAUAGUAGAUAAAAACCAACUACCAAUGAAUAGGAUUUUGGCUCUGCCAUUGAUAACAAUCUAUUGCCAAACCCAUGAUUUUUAAGGAACGGCGCUCUCAACUCAUUCAGCAUUACAAUUUUUUAACAUUUGUUAAUGUCAUUGUUAAAGUUAAAAUAAAUUACUCAUUACUUUCGAAAUUUAAUCCAAAUAAAUCUAUAAAAUAUACAAAACCCUCUUGCAUCCGUUCCAUUGCAUAUAUAUAAGAAUUCAUGUCAUUUACCUACACACAAUACAAACCCAUACCGUAAUUUCAAAUAAAUGUACGUAUAAACUGAAUAUGUUAGCAUGCAUGCUCGUUGGAGAUUAACUUACUUAUACCUUUUCGUUAGAUGUUUACCAUUUAACAUUCAAAAAAAAUGCAUACUAUGUGCGUAUAUACUAUAAAGUAAAUUUACAAGGGAGAGUUGAGAUUUCUAUAAUUAUUAAACAUUUCCAAAUGUGCACGGCAGCCGCUGUAAGCAUUCUUACGUACAUAUAUACAUACAAACAUGAACAUAUUACAUUGCACCAUUUUUUUAACAGUGGAUAUUACCCACAAAUACAAUCACCUAAAACAUUUUUCAGUCCAAAUAUGUA